CGGACGGUGCGGACGAGCCGAUUUUCGGACCGCCGCUGCCGCCGGUCCAAGAAAACGGCCUCCUGGACGCCAUGCGCGCCGUGGCCCUCCUGCGAUGGCACAUCCCAGCGCUUCAAGUGGCCGAAAUCGGUAACCUUACAGCCCUCGAGCUCGGAUGCGGUCCUGCGCUACACCCGGGAGGCACCGCUCGCUGUCUCGGGCAGUUGGGCUGCGCGGGCUGCGGCGGGCCUGCCACUCGACGAGGUCCACCGGCGCGUGCGGCUGGAGAGGGAGGACGAGCAGGGACCUGCCAAGCGGGCACGCACCGCCGCGCCGGCAGGGGGAGUGCGUCCGGCUCGCGAGGCCCGUCGCGACACAGCCGACAGCCUGUGCAAGCAUUUCGCCACCAAAGUCUCCUCUCUCGAGGCCUCCGUCCUCUCCCUGCGCGAAGCCUUCGCGGCAGAGCUGGAGGGGGUCAGGCGCCUCUGUGUCGAAGGCCCCGAGUUCGUGGAGAACCCCAAGACCGGCGUCGUCCACCGGGUCCGGGAGGGAUCCACACGCAUUGCGCCCAGGGGGUGGCGAACCUCCUGCGGGUGGGCUUUCGGCAUCGCUGACCACACGAGGCUCGAGUCCGCUGAGAGGCCGUACAAGCUCAUGUGCGAGAAAUGCAUGCCUGGGGAUAGAGCGGCGGCGAAGGCAGCUUUAGCACGUAGUGCCGCCGCUUGCGCGGAGCAGGGUACUCCGGCAUAGGGGGGCCAUCGGUGCCUGCAUCGACUCGGGCAGAUGCCCGGGCGCAGGCACGGCCUCCGCCCAUGCCCGUGUGGGAAUCCGCAGGGCGAUCCGCAGCAUGGGAAAACGAGAGCACGCACAUGUGGAGGGGUGCAGGAGCGGAGCGGAUGCACGGAGUCACAUGGCGCUCGCGUGCCCAUGGCCAUUUUGGUCUCGAGCUCCGCCCUCGAGCUCACCUCCGUGCUCUCGGUCACCCACGUUUUCUCCCCACCCACCGCCCUGUAAAUUACAUUUCUUGGUGGUGAAGCCUCUGACCUGUCGAAUUCAGAAGGCACGGGAGGGGUCUGGGCUUGGGGGGCCAUCGGUGCCUGCAUCGGCUCGGGCAGAUGCCCGGGCGCAGGCACCGCCUCCGCCCAUGCCCGUGUGGGAAUCCGCAGGGCGAUCCGCAGCAUGGGAAAACGAGAGCACGCACAUGUG
Messenger RNA from Prorocentrum cordatum, 1185 nucleotides. Lineage: Eukaryota; Dinophyceae; Prorocentrales; Prorocentraceae. The record is from the annotation of a GenBank genome assembly.